AUGAACUGCAACGCCUUGAAGGAGUACGGAAUCGGAGGCUUCGUGUACCACGUUAAGGGCGAUCCGAUGCCUGUUAUGAAAGCUACCGACCUGGAGAAGCUGCCCGGAUCGACACCCGACGCGGACGAGCAGCAACUCGCCUCCACCGCUUGGCUAAAGCAUAGAAGUGGCAAGUACACAUGUCAAGAGGAAGAGCUUGUCAGAGACGGAGAUUGGACAAGUCUCGCAAGCAUAGAUAUCAUUUACAGGAGUGCAUUGAGAGAUUUCGUGGAAGAGGGCCGCAUUAUGGGCCAGCGCCAUGCUGAGAACACUCCUCGCCAUCGCCAGGGUACAUGGGUGAAGGUGCCUUGCCAAAUACGCCAUUCGUCCGACGAUGCCAGUUGGGAUAGGAGUCCAGCCGUCUUCAUCACAACUAUUAACGAUCUGACGGAAGCGGUUCUGGACGGUGCCUGA
Coniosporium apollinis CBS 100218 is the source of this 453-nucleotide messenger RNA. RefSeq lists its product as uncharacterized. The record is from RefSeq and is a predicted model, not a curated record. Bases 1 to 453 code for a protein of 150 amino acids. The transcript has a single exon. Lineage: Eukaryota; Fungi; Ascomycota; Dothideomycetes.